Hirsutella rhossiliensis is the source of this 1329-nucleotide messenger RNA. RefSeq names its product DDE superfamily endonuclease domain-containing protein. The transcript is spliced from 6 exons. The record is from RefSeq and is a predicted model, not a curated record. The coding region runs from base 1 to 1329 and encodes 442 amino acids. Gene Ontology annotation, molecular function: nucleic acid binding. NCBI's taxonomy places the organism in Eukaryota, Fungi, Ascomycota, Sordariomycetes, Hypocreales, Ophiocordycipitaceae.
AUGAUCAAAAGUUUUGCCCAGGAUAUCGCCAAAAUUGAGGUCGGAAAGGACUGGCCGUAUAGCUUCGUCCGACGUAACAGCGAUGAGCUCGGUUGCACUUGGUUCGACGGUUUUGAUAUCGCAAGAAAGAGAGCAGACAAUGCUUCUAGAUACAGAGCCUACUAUGAGCUUAUUGGCGAGAAAAUCGAGAAAUACGACAUCCUGCCUUGCAACACGUAUAAUGUGGACGAAAAGGGCUUUCUCCUCGGCGUCAUCAAUCGUACCAAGAGAGUAUUCUCUGUUCACCUGACCGCGCUACCCCCGUUUCUCAUCUACCAAGGCAAGCCAGGGCAAGUUCAGGACUCCUGGCUCACGGAGUUUGAUCCGGAGCACCAAGCGGCGUUUUUCACAACCUCAGAAACGGGUUGGACGAACCAUGAACUUGGAAAGGAAUGGCUCAUUGGUGUUUUCGACCGGUUCACGAAAGAAAAGGCGCGAAACGGCCGGGAUUACCGCCUCCUGAUUACCGACGGACACUCUAGUCAUGUCAAUAUGGACUUCCUGGAGUGCCCCUUGAUGUGUCCCUUUGGCCCUCUUUCGACCGCAUACACCAACCAGCUCAUCCAGUGGACUGCAAAGACACAGGGACUCAUCGGGCUAUCGAAACGCGAGUUCUGGUCGUUAUUUUGGAACGCAUUCGGGUCAUCUUUCUCGGCGGAGAACAUCGCAAGUGGUUGGAAACGGACCGGACUCCUCCCAUUUGACCCUGAAGUCGUUUUGUCGCAGAUCGCGGAGAAAACAGAAGAUGAGUCUGAGUCUGGCGACAGCUCCGUUGACUCGCUCGCCCUGCAGCAGCCCACUGCUCGGGAUUUGCGCCGACUUGUCGACAAGGUAGUCGAUGGAUCCUCAAAAACGCUAGCCGAGACAGUCGGAAGCUCAAAGUACUCGAAAGUCUCCAAUCUCAGAACGAAUUGCUUCGAUAUGAGAAUCAGGGACUUCGGAGACUAUCUUUCACGAAAAGCAGCGCAGAAUGCGCGCCCUGCAAAAGUGGCCCAAGCGCGCUUGAAGAAAGCAGCCAUGGAGACUCAGAAGCAAGAAGAGGCCUUGGAGAAAGAACGACAAAGACGUCAGGCAAAGGAAGCCAGACAACAAGAGCGGGAGAAAAACAGGCAGAUACGGAAAGAGCUCAAGCGAAAGAACCAGAAAAAAUGUCGGAAAUGGGAUCCGGACCUCUGUUGCUCCACAGACUCGCGAGAAGAGUCCGGGCGUUCGAGACGAGAUUGUCGUCGCCAUUUCGGCUCCACCAGAACCGACGACAGCUCCGGAACACUCAAAAUCGCCAAACAUUAA